CAAUUACUCCGCGGUGUCUAUAGAAAGACGUACCGAUCAGGUUUUUGGCGUACGUUCACGGAUGGACCGAUCAAGAGGAUACCGUUGUGCAUGGUAUCAUGCAGCUACGAGAGAAAUGUUAUUUCUGCCAAGUAGUAGUGGCCGAAGAACGGAGGAGCGCGCAGGUAAACGGAAAUGCGUCUGAACCCACACAGUCGUCGAUGGAAAUCGAACGUGUCAACGCAUUCCUGCGCGGCGGAGGAAGAGACGUCGGGGUGCCCGUUGACAGUGACAAAAAGGAAAGAGCGCGGUUUUUUCUAAAUCGAAGAAAGUGGUACGCACACGACGACGACGACGAUGUACGCGUCUAUCCAGUUAGAGCGUAUGCAAAUUAGAUUGGACAGUAUCUAUGCGAAGCCUGUGUACGCGAAAGGCACGUGUGUCGCGUCACAGCGCAGCAUACAUACGUAAAACCUUGUAAAACCUGUCCGCACACAAACGUGUCAUAAGAUAAAUACUCGUGCGCAUAUAAAACUGGAUAGAAGUCUGCGUGCACGGCUACAGCCGAAAGAUACCGGGACCAGGUUGAUACACGGCUCUGCCCGUGUAUAGGUGCACGCAGGUAGAAGGAACGCGUUUCGUCCGACCGGUACCAUACAGGUGUAAGGAGUGAUCGUGUGCGUGUGCACAGGUAGAAGAGAGGUGAGGCAGAGGUGCGGCGUGACCGCGACACUACACGAGACUGCAGUGAGCUGCUCGCUCCCGUCUGCGUCUCUUCAGCAACUCCGCGUUUCUCGAUCCUCCGUAGAUCCCUGGAAAAUCCGCGCGCGCGUCGUCGAUCGCUUAGCCUUGACGGGCGCCAGCCAACCUGGACACGUACGCCUCGGCUUGCAUUCACACGUGGAUCGCGCACCGCGCCGCGACUACGCGGAUUCGAACCGAGGAAAGCGUAUCCUCGAGGAAAGUGCCACGAAUAUGUGAGACACCGAGUGCUGUUUGAGUGCGCCUCGCCGGGAGCACCAUGUCGACCACCGACGUGUUUCGCAUCGCGCAACAGGGAUCCAACGAAGAGGAGCAAGGAAGACUGAAAGCUGAUCUGCAAUACCUGAGAAGGAGGGGACUACUGAAGGCGUCUGGCGAACUAUCGUACCAAGGACGCAAAUGCACCAGAUGCGGUGCACCGUUUGGUAGAUUUUACAACACCGGUGCACCGUGCGCUCGGUGCAGGCACAGAGUUUGCAGGCAGUGCCGUAUCGAGGUCAGGAGCCCUACCGACAACAAAGACGUCGAAUGGAUCUGUAACGUCUGCUACAAGAUCGCAGAAUUGCAUAUCGUCGAUAAGUGGACGUUCGACGAUUCACUGUCGAGAUCUGUAAACGGGAAAGGAGCAUCCCCUGUAGAGUUACUGAAACGCAGCAUACGAAGAGCUUGGACUAUCAACGGUCCACCUACACGCUGGUCCGCGGCGAGGAAAUCGCCAGAGCUGCGAAUCUACCGGAGUCUGCCACUUCGGCAUCAAGACUAUCGAGAGAUUAUUAACAAAAACGAAGUUGCAAAGCUUGAAGCGUCGAGCUGCGAUCGAAAGGAGUCGAUUUCUGACACGUGGAGCGAUUCUGCGAGGGAGGAUGCGUGCGAGAGGAACGAGUCAAGCGAGAAGUUGACGCAGCGAGUGAACGACGGCAACGAACGAACGAAACGAACCGAGAAAUCGAGCAAACAGGAAGAGGAAGUGCCAUCGGAUGCCAUAAGAGCGAAGAGGUGUAAUAAAACGAAGAACGAGGAGCAGGAGGACACUGAGAGCCAGGAGCCGAGCACGCAAAGGAUUUCACUGAUAAAGCCACCGAAGAUAUUGUCCAAGUUCAUAUCGCCGGAUAUUAAAUCCAGCCAACCGAAGCAUGGGGAGAGAAAAUCGAAUAUCCCGAUAUUCAAGCGGAGUUCCAAGGAAUUCGAGGACAUCAGAAGCCCCCAGGAAUCACCCAAACGUUCUCUCAUACCUCAAAGGUACCGAGGAAGUACCGACGACCUGCGUCGCAGUCGCGAAGAUAUAAGCUUGCCCAGUUUGAUCCCGAAGCUGUUAUCGCCGAGGAGCAAGGAGGAUCGAUUGAAACGACAGGACAGCAAAGACGACGUACGUUGUUUGUCGAAACCUCGGAGGGACUCGAAGGAAGAGGUCAGAGGCACUACUGGUCAGUGUUCUACCGGCAUUCGACUGUUCCGGCGGGACAACAGCCGGGAGGACGUGGGCAGGGACACGAUUCCGAACGCGAAUAGCUCGGUCGCUGCAAAAGGAAAGCAAACCGUGAAAGAGGAGAAGCCGGAGUGCGUGGGUGUAACGACCACGUCGAAACCGAAGUCGACGGUGGAGCUGGCGAGGGCCAGUCUGGAUGGCGGAAAUUCCUCGAAGAGGAAUUGCGAGGAGGAGCAGCAGCAUGAGAAGAAGCGAGUGAGGGACGAGAUGCUCGACGUGGUCGUCAACGACGAGAAGCUGUUGGAAGAGCGAGAGGGCGUGAAGAAAGAAGAGAACGAGGAGAGGAACAAAGAGGGAUCGAUGAUCGAAGAGGCGGAAGCGUUGGAGAACGAUAAGAACGCUGACUCUAUGAAGGAAGAGAGUCUGAUAGAGAAUUCUGAUAACGAUGUUACCGCCUUAGAGAGGAAGGAGCCCGGACCUGGGAAGAAAUCAGACGAUUUCCAAGUGGUGCGACGGAAAUUUUCUAAGGAGGAGUUUUCCAACCCUGACGACACAGACGACACGCCUAAUAAACGCUGCUCGAGCCACUUAUCACCGGAAGCCAGUCCACUGAGCACGAGGUCAUCUAGAUAUAGCCCGAGGGAGAGCGAGAGCGAGCCGACCCCUGCGCUUCCUCGAAAAACCGGAGAUUCCUCCUCCGCGUCCCAGAGGAUACGGGACGCGAUCACGAGAACCAGGAGGGAAUCGAACAGCAGCACCAGAUACGAGAGCAGCGGCAGCGAGAGCGUAAGAUUGAGCGAAACUGGCCUGUAUGGAUACGUGGAACUGACGAGGAAGGUCAAGUUCUUUGGUGGAAGCGGCACGAUUCCGUCGACAAUUGGAAGCGACGAGGUGGUGCAACGCGAUAGUGCAACGAGCGCGGGCGAAGACGAACCCCACGAUGACAAUCAUCCCAGGACAGGUCCCGUUUCUUCCCAGGGUAGGACCAUGCUUCGGAGAAGACGCCAAUUCGAUGCACAAGGUUCCCGGCGAAGAGGAAGAUCGCACGCGAGAACCUGUUGCGCGGAGGAACUUCAGAGCUUCCAAGCUCUGAUCGGCCGGGACGGUGGACAACAGAGUCCCACCGGAAAUCAGGACCAGCCGUUGGUCGAUUACAGACGAUUGGUAUUCAUCAGCUCUGAUUCAUCAUCCGGUCGCGAGGAAGACGACGCUGAUAGCAGUUGCUCCAGUUCCUCGUACCUGAACGGAUUACCUCGAGCGGGAAGUCGUACGCAAUCUCUAGAGGACUGCGACUGGGACUACUUCGAGAGCGGAUCGUUGCCCUUGCCGGCUGUCACAAUUGGCACUAACAACGUGGGCACGGAUACGAGCAGUGGACAGGAUUGGAGUUGCUGUCCUGGACGCGGUCCCACUGCCUGUCAGACUUGCGGAGGUUCGAGAGGAGCGAACGUGCUGCCCGUGCCAGUACCGAUCCCAGUACCGGUUCCGUACCCAGUGCCCGUGCCAGCAUCCCUUUGGACGAGCGACUUCGCGGCCGCAGCUAACUCGAUGAUAAGCAGAAGCAACGAUGGCCACGUGGAACCGGGAACGCUGAGGUUGAGGGGCGACCCGGCCGCGCCCUGGUUCGCCUGGCAUCCACGAUUCAAUCAGCCUCUGCACGGCGCGAGGCUGGACCCAAGGUUAACCGGUGUCUUCGAUCCCUGUACCUUCAGACCUGAUCAACUGCUGCCGCCGUUGUACGGCUCGAACGAGGCGCUACAACGAUUGACCAGCUUGCAGAUCAAUCAGGACGAGACCGACGAAGCGAAGCCCGUUGAGACUUUCCACGAGGCCGAUUCUGUCUCUGUCGAUCAAAAAAUUGUCGAGCAACCGUCGAGAAUCAAACAGGAAGAAUCUAAGACGCAACAGAGCGAGGUGAACGAUGAGGAGGGGAAGAAGGAGGAGGCUUCUUGCCAGGAAGUGAGCGUGUCUUUCGAGAGGAGAGGGCAGAGGAUGUUCCAGCACGAGGAUUCUGGUAGUUCUUCUGGCAGAUCCUCGGCUGACAGCAGCGAUCUCGAGGACGACUCGUCUUCUCACAGAUUCUCGAGAGUCUUCGUCGUCAACGACGACUCUCUGACCAGCGAUAACGACAUCGAGGACAACGGGGACGAAGACGAGGAUUCCGACUCUGCUGCCGAAAAUGGUAUCACGUUGAAGAGAGUAACGGCUCUUCCCGACGAGGAGCCUGUAGUUCUGCAGUACGUGAGAUUUCUCAGCGAAGACUCGAGCUUCGAGGAGGAUAACAGGAGAAUGGGUGGUAACAGGGAGAAUUUGGGUGAGAGAGCGCAGGAAGCGAACGAUAAGAAGGGCGAAAGGAGAAAAGGCCGUGGAAGAAAAUACAACAUGGAGAACGAGAAAAGAAUCUCUUUAUCCUCUCAGCAACGCGAGAUGCCGGAAGAAAUGUACAUAGCCAGCGACAACGACUGCUCGGACAAUCAGAUAGAACUGAAAUCGAUUAAAAUUUUGGAUCCAGACAGCAUCGAGCCGGUCACUUUUAAUAACGCGAGCAAUGAAACGAUGGAAGAGAAACAAUUCGAUAGGACGGACGAAUCAGUGGAUCUGGACGAUCGGACUCGGUCGACAGAUGGAUGGGAUUCGAACAUAAUCCCAGACUCUUUAGAGAUAUCCGCGGACGUAUCGAAUAGUACGGACUUCUCCAACCUGGAAAGUAUUCACGCGUCGACGCCAAUGAAGAUUCACGGAAACGAUUGCGAGCCGGGUAAUGAUAAUCGCGGAAUCGAUAACUGUUUAUCGCUGAUAACGAGCGAGGAGGGCGUAGAUCGCAACGACGCACCGUCUGAUUUGAAUUCGAGCUCGAACGUGACCGGGUUCUCGGGAUCCGACAGCUUCACCAGCAACGAGACGAACACGACCGGAAGUGAGGUGAGCAGCGACGAGCUCCACGAGUAUGAGGUGACGCCAGGCAGUAUGUCGGCCUAUUUUGAAAAUUCCGCGACGAACCACGAGCUACCGUCGAGGCUGAGAGAGGAAGAAACAUCGAGGUAUGACGUAGCGAGAAUCGCGAAGAACGAUGAUGAGUCCGGCAUUGAGCAAUUGCGGGACACGAACGGUGUCGCGAGCGCGUGUACCGAGACCGAUUCAAUGCCGAUCGAUUCGACGAUUGGUACGGAGGAUGAUCGAUCCGUCACGGCUAAAGAUGGCCAGGGAGACGACGACCCGGAUCGUCGGGAAUCGAAAUCGGCGGGCGCUGACGUGGUGGGCGACGCGUUCGCCGACGGGUCUCGGGAGAACACAGGUAGAGGAGACUGUGCGCAUGACGGUUUCACGGUGAGAGGUGAUAGUCCCGAGCAGGUGGAAGGAGGUCGAAGUGGAGGUGGCGAAGGUGGUAGUGGUACCGAGGAUAGUGGUGACUGCGCCUGCGAGGAGGGGACGGAGGAAGAGGGAUCGACACGGUUUCGCUCAGUCGAGCGACGCCCGUCCACUGGAAAGGAGAAUGGAUUCCCUCCUGCCGCGUGGAAGGACCAGACCGUCAAAGAGCUAUCGCAACGAUCGACGGUGCAAAACAACAACAACAAUAAUCUCAACAAGUACAGGAGCCUCGUGAUGAUCACCCAGGAGGCGUCGUACCAGCCGGUGAGCGUGAUCACGUCGGACACGACGACCUUGUUGCAGCCGGACGAGGUGCACACGGCGAACCAGGGACUGGCCGGAUACUUCCAGCUGGCGCUGGAGGCCGUCAGCGAACAGCCGCACCGUAAGAAUGGUCAGGGUCCGAGGAAACCGUUGAUGGUCAAGCGUUUGGCGAGCGUGACCGCGAAUCACUCCGAAGCGGAGGCCGAUAGCGGGCUGAGCGUCGGUAGUGCGAGUGAAAGCGACGACGUGUCGGUGAAAAACGCGGCGAGGAUCGCUGGAAAUCGCGUGGAAAAUAACGAGGACGCGAGGCAGGCUAACGAGACCGCCGCCACUACCGCGCGUGCACGUGCCUCGUCGCAGUCGAGCGACGACAAUUCGGCGGCCGCUGGUCUCGUGAUCCUGGAGGAGGGUCUGGCAGACGAUGACUCGUGGGUGGAGGAGGUCUCGCACGAUGAGGACGAGACGGGAGGGACGACUGCCACGGAGGAGAGCUCCGAAGAUGAAGCGAAUAAUCUUGGAGAUCGCGAAGAGGAGCUUCGAGGAUAUCACAGGCAGGCCAUCGACUUCACUUUGCACACCAUCGUCGAAGAAUCGUGCGAGGAGAGCGAAGCAGAACCCAGCUUGGCCACCGGAAGUCCGUCCAAGAAACAGAGACCACCGUCGGCCUCCGAAUUGGAGAAAUACUUUUUCUUCGGUCUGGGAGGGGAAGGGAACAACUCUAGCUUGGGCUCACGCGAAGUAGACAGUCUGUCCGAGACUUCUUCAAUUUAUUCAGAGGGCUUGGAAUCCCUGGGACAGGACGAGUCCCCGGGGAACGGGCAGAGUCAGGAGAGAUCAAACUCCGGCGAAGGAUUCUUGAACUCCUCGAGAUUGGAAAAGUAUUUCUUAUCGGAGUUCCUGGGUUUUGAUCAGGACAGGCGAGACUCGGACGGUUCGGUCGGUAGCGACUCCGAAGGGAGGCCCAGUCCCGAGGCGCAGAGGAGGAAGAAGUUAGUUCGCGCGAGAGGAACCGGUAGAUCUCACAGUUCAUCUCUGGACAAUCUUUUGGCCCUGUCGCAGAACUCGCAGAACUUGAGCUCGCAGAAUUCCCUCCAGGAUCUAAGUUUGAAUCAAGACACGCAAGAGACGCAAUCCGAAGGCUCGUCCACCGAGACCGACGGCGCGGACGAUGGACAAACGGCAGCUUUUGGAACCGAUGGACAAUUCGACACCGUGAAACGAAAGAAAAAGAAACCGAGAAAUCUGGGCACGCAAAGUCCGCGCGUUCCGGACGACAGGAACAAGACUCCAGAACCGAGCAGGGAAAUGGUAUUCGUAGGAGAAGUGGUGAUGGAAAAUGAAGCAGAGGCUAUGAAUUCGGAGGACUCUGAAAGAGCGAAGACUCCUCAACCGGAAUCGGUCCUCGGCUCUUCCUCCUCUCCGUCGACGACUGCCAAUAAUUCGGGAACGUCCACGUCGUUGGUCGAUUCGGCGAGGAGUAUGCAAAUGAAUUCUGGCGAGUCUCUGAAUUACAAUCAAAGAUCAAAACAACACUCGCGUGAUUCCGGAUUCGUGGGCAGUUGCGACGAUCUUCUCCAGCACCAGAAACUGCCAGACGAUGCUCAAGGUACCGAGAUCAACCAAGAGAACAGAAAAGAUCGUUCGAACAACGAGAACGGAGAGAAUGGUCAAGCCUCGAAUCGCACAGAAAGUCUGCUCGGUGAAAAAGGGAACGCGACCAAUAAAAUGGAUCACCCGUUGGGUCACAGCACGCUGCCUCACUUACCGAACGCUUCGCUGUCGAGAAAAGACAGCUUCAACAAUUGGUCCAGCGACGAAGAAACCAAUCUGAUGAUGUCAAAAAUGAGACAAUUCUUCAAGACCAUGGUGGCGAAUUCCAACGGGCAGAAUCAGAACACGAGCGCCAAUUCGAGCGGUCCAUCGCCCGCGCCCAGUCCGAGAUUGCCCGGUUACUCGUCGAAAGCCCGGAUGUGCUCGCAGAAUCGCACGAAGCCGCCGCAAUUAGUCUACUUCGAGAACGAACUGACGCGGCUGAUGAAGACCGUGCCAGGAAUCCGGGACGAGCAAGUGCGGGAGAUCGUCGAGUAUCUCAGUUCUGAGGACACGUGGUCCGAUUCGUACGACAGCUCCGAUUACACCAGCUCCGAUCUGGAAGGGGCGGCGGGUGGACGUCGAUCAGCGUUGCAAGAACAGAUCUCGCAGAGCUGCCAGCAGAUAAUCAGCAAAUUCGACACCACGUCUGGCGACGAUCUGCUCGACAAGGAGAGGGAGGACAAAACUGGGUCGUCGGGAAUGCAGCCUUGCCUGGGCAGGGACACAGCGUUCGUAUAUCAGAAACUGGUACAGAGUUUCACAAAAAUGGCUGGCGACGGUGUCAGUUCCGACGCGAAUUCGACGCCGCACAGCAGUCCGCCUUUGAUCGCCAAAGUGAUGCACCACAUCGGCAGUAGACUAGUAGCACUGAUGCACGAGGUCUCCGAAGGCGGACCGGCCGUACAGCAUCACACGUGGAGACGUUACUCUCAGCAUCAUCGCACGCCGUCCUCGGCUUCUACCACGGAAGACGACGAUUCUACUUCUGAUUCUACCAACGCGCCUUCCUCCACGCAUUUGCAAUUACCCAGAUCGAAAUCGCACGAUCCUUUGUUACUGAUCAACAGUCACCCUGCUGCGUCCACAGGACAGGAGGGCGAAGAACGCGAGGCCAGUGACUAUGAAAGGUUCUCAUGGAGAGGCAGUUUCGAGUCCGCGUUGAUGGCUGCAGACUCGAGGACGAAGUUAAGCCUGUUGGCUUGUUCCGGGGACAGUGUCGGUGGUGCCAGUGCUAGUGCUAACGCGUUGGCCAUGGCCGCGAAACGUCGCAGUGCCGGAGAUCUGUUGUUCAAUCCCAAGAGCUUCUCCAGAGAACAGUUGGACAGGGUCAGGAGUUGUGGUUCUAUCGGAGGUGGAAGUGGUGGUGCCACGAGUGCUUGCGGAGGCUCCGCAGAAGAGAGGAUUUGGAGUAACCGGAGAAGAUCUUCCGUGCCCGACGCUAAUACCCGAGGCGAAUCAGGUGACGAAGACACCGAGGACGAGCUCGAAUACGCGGGUGAAUCCCGAGCGACGACGCUUCCUCGGGGAAUGCAGUCAGCGAUCACAGCAGCGACGAAUUCGCUGCCUCGAUUGCCGGCGUCCACCGCGCCGGCCAGCCUGACGACGACCUCGACCACGUCGUCGAUGCACAAGGCUCACAGCGUGUACCAUUUCCUGCCGCAGCACUCCGGCGUGAAAUCGGCCAGGUACAGACCACCGGGUUUCGCCAGGAACAGCAACGUUCCCGGAUCGAUCGGACCGAAGCGUGCACUGAGCGCUCCAGGACUUCAGGUUUCUGGUUCCCAGUCUUCUGGGAAACGAGAAAAUUCGAGGUCGAGGAGACAGCAGGCUAUGUCUCUCACGCCCGAUGACGGAAGCAGUCUGUCAGAAGCGUGUAGCACUCCGAUCAUAGGCGCUGGAUCGCGAUCAGGAUCCAGUACAGUGAUCGACGUGGAUGACAUGGAUUCCGGACUGCAUUCUGGUCAUCUCGCCACGCGUGCAUCUCUAUCAAGCCUUGGAGCUCGAUCGGAUUCGAUGGCGUCGGUUUAUAGCGGUGCAGGCGAGGGACGGUGCUGUCGCUCGGUCGUCGUCACCGGCGAAGUCGAGUUCUCGUUGCAGUACGACUACAAACACCUGAUGUUCGAAGUUCACGUAACGAAAUGCAAGAAUCUAGCGCCGGUUGACGUAAAGCGCAAACGGUCCGACCCUUAUUGCCAAUUUGUAGGAGCUAUCUACACAUACGUGAAGGUGUAUUUGUUGCCUGACAAGUCGAAGAGCGGGAAACGAAAAACGAAGGUGAAGAAGCACACGCUGAAUCCUGAGUUCAACGAGACGCUGAAGUUCCACAUGAGCCUCAGCGGACUGGAGACCCGAACCCUUUGGCUGACCGUCUGGCAUUCGGACAUGUUCGGCAGGAACGAUUUCCUCGGCGAGGUUCGAAUGCCGUUGGAGAACAAAAUCUUCGACGAUCCCACGCCCAAGUGGUAUCCCCUCCAAGAACGAACGGAACCGUUCGACGAUCCGAUUGCUUAUAAGGGCGAGGUGAUCGUGGGUUUGAAAUUCGUCCCACCGGAUCCGACGCAACAGGAACGGGACCGAGAGAUCGGAUCUGACAGAGGUGUGUCGAAAUCGAAGAAAAACUGGAGUCGCGGAUCGUUACACGUACUCGUGAAGGAAGCUAGAAAUUUGCAAACGAGGGCAAAGAACUCGGGAACCUGCGAUCCGUUCUGUAAAAGUUAUCUACUGCCUGACAAGGGUCGCUCGGGGAAACAAAAGACUGGAGUGGUUCGCAGAUCUGGUGGUUCGCCAGUGUGGAACCACACUUUCGUUUACAAGGACGUGAGUCUGCAGGAAUUGGCCGAACGUGGCCUGGAAUUAACUGUCUGGGACCACGAUCGUAUCGCCAGCAACGAAUUCUUGGGUGGCGUUCGCUUCAAUCUUGGCACAGGGAAACAUUAUGGCAAGCCGGUGGACUGGAUGGACGCGACUGGCCGUGAACUAUCGCUCUGGCAGAGCAUGCUCGAAAGACCGAAUUUCUGGGUGGAGGGUGCUGUCACCCUUAGGCCAAACCUGCAUAAUCACGGGAAGAACAAUUCGUCCUAAAGACGAUUUUCGUGAACGAAGCUCGAAACGCUUCCUAGCAUAACUUGAGAGGUCGAAGAGAAUUUCGAACAUCGACUUUCGAAAGGGAGAACAGUGCCUUUGGGGCUGGCUUAGCCCGUUUCUAGGGCACAUUCCGGAUCCAGGACUGUAAAAUUCUACCGGAAGUGACAUGGAGCCUUCGAAACAGUUCCAAGCUGUCGGAUCUUGGUCGUAAUUCUAAGAUUACUGCAUGCUCGGUUUAAUCCUUAGCUAGUAUUAAUCCAUAGUUUUGCUUUCGACUCCGUAGAAAUUACCUUACAUUUUUUUAUAAUUACUGUAUGAGAGAUAUAUGAUUUUUUUGUAUGAUUUCCUCGUCUAUUAAGUUCUCAUUUUCGUUUU
This is a messenger RNA of Ceratina calcarata, 10852 nucleotides long. RefSeq lists its product as uncharacterized. Gene Ontology annotation, cellular component: exocytic vesicle; plasma membrane. Gene Ontology annotation, molecular function: neurexin family protein binding. Gene Ontology annotation, biological process: exocytosis. The coding region runs from base 1001 to 10474 and encodes 3157 amino acids. Lineage: Eukaryota; Metazoa; Arthropoda; Insecta; Hymenoptera; Apidae. The record is from RefSeq and is a predicted model, not a curated record. The transcript has 20 exons.